UCUUCAUCUAGAGAGGCAAAGAAGAGACAAAAAAGAACAGAGGGAGAGGGAGGGGGAGAGAACAGAGAUGGGAAACUCAUUUGGUUGCUCAGCAUCAGGGGAGAGGCUGGUCUCAGCUGCAAGGGAGGGUGACUAUAUGGAAGCUAAGGUGCUUCUUGGGUGCAACCCCUGUUUGGCCAAUUACUCCACUUUUGGUGGUCUUAACUCUCCUCUUCAUUUUGCAGCUUCCAAGGGCCACUCUGAGAUUGUGGCUUUGCUGCUUGAGAACGCUGCAGAUGUGAACUCUAGAAACUACUGCGGUCAGACAGCAUUGAUGCAAGCGUGUCAAUAUGGCCACUGGGAAGCUGUUCAAACUCUUCUUCUUUUUAGAUGCAAUGUUACAAGAGCAGACUAUCUUAGUGGGAAGACUGCUCUUCAUUUUGCAGCAGUGAAUGGGCAUGUCAGGUGCAUAAGACUUGUUUUGGCCGACUUUGUUCCCAGUUCUCCUUUUGAAUCUGCAAGGGUAGCUGACAGAAGUGAGAGUUCUCAUUCAAAGAGAAAACAUGAUCACCACGCUCUGGCAAAGUUUGUAGAUAAGGUUGCAGAUGGUGGUGUUACGGCUCUUCAUAUGGCUGCAUUAAACGGAUAUCUUGAGUGUGUACAACUCCUGCUUGAUCUUCAUGCUAAUGUAUCAGCUGUUACAUUUCAUUAUGGAACAUCCAUGGACCUUAUAGGAGGUGGGAGUACUCCUUUGCACUAUGCUGCAUGUGGGGGAAAUAUCAAAUGCUGUCAGAUCCUUAUUGCAAGAGGGGCUAGUCGGUUGACAUUAAACUGCAACGGGUGGCUUCCUCUUCAGGUUGCCAGGACGUGGGGGCGUCGUUGGCUUGAACCGCUGCUUGACCCAAAUUUUGACUCCGCUAUUCCACCAUUCCUGCCAUCUACCUAUUUGUCAUUGCCACUCUUGAGUGCACUUGAAAUUGCUAGAGAGCAGGGCCUGCAGUCCUCAGAAAAAACUAGUGAUGAUGAUAUAGAUACUUGUGCAGUUUGCUUGGAGAGAACAUGCACAGUUGCUGCUGAAGGUUGUGGGCAUGCAUUUUGUGUGAGAUGUGCACUGUACCUUUGUUCUGCAACUGCAAGCAAUACCCCGUCCGAAUCAAUGUGCCCGCCUGGCUCCAUUCCAUGCCCGCUUUGCAGGCGUGGAAUUGUCUCUUUUGUAAAACUACCUGGUUCAUCAUCAUCAAAGCAGGAGAUGGGGUUAUUACAACACUUAUCAUCAGUGAGCUUGUGUACACCAACAUGUCUGCUUCACACACCUACUCAUGAGCAAGACCGCUCAACAUCUAGCAGCACAGCACAGAAGAAUAUCAAAGGAAACUGUGUGUCUUCUGUUUCUUCAAAUUUUUUGAGUCUGAUCCCUUCUGGUGUAGAAGAGGUCUGGAAUAUUUUAUAGUGUAUCACUGGUGGUUAUAUUAACCUUGUCCAGAUUGGCAUUCUCAAUCAGUUUAGAUUCUUGCUUGGGCUGAUUGUGUAUAGUAUGCUAGUUUUUAUUAGACUUUAGAGGUACCCCAUCUGUUUGCACAGACAUCACAGUGCUCGAUUGGUGUGUUCGCCAGGGAUGUUUGUGAAUGCGAAUUUGUAUAGUUUCUGGGAAUAAAUUAUUCAAAAUAAUAACAUUUUAAUUUACAUCAAGAGUUUUUUUCACUAUUGAA
This is a messenger RNA of Cuscuta europaea, 1688 nucleotides long. The record is from the annotation of a GenBank genome assembly. Lineage: Eukaryota; Viridiplantae; Streptophyta; Magnoliopsida; Solanales; Convolvulaceae.